Messenger RNA from Oppia nitens, 4329 nucleotides. RefSeq names its product beta-mannosidase-like. Bases 1 to 4329 code for a protein of 1442 amino acids. Gene Ontology annotation, biological process: carbohydrate metabolic process; glycoprotein catabolic process. Lineage: Eukaryota; Metazoa; Arthropoda; Arachnida; Sarcoptiformes; Oppiidae. The record is from RefSeq and is a predicted model, not a curated record. The transcript is spliced from 11 exons. Gene Ontology annotation, molecular function: oxidoreductase activity, acting on CH-OH group of donors; beta-mannosidase activity; flavin adenine dinucleotide binding.
AUGUCUAAUGUGAUCGCACUGACAGCUAAAUCAUCGCUUGUAUGGAUGAUGUUAGUAGUUGUCGACGUACUCUACGAGCGCCAACUGAUUCACGAAAGGACAGCCUAUCAUCAACAUCAACGUUAUCGUGUGUACGACUAUGUUGUUGUUGGCGCCGGCAGUGCCGGCACUAUAGUGGCCUGUCGUUUGUCGGCCAUAACUAACGCUACUGUCCUAUUGCUAGAGGCCGGAGGUCCAGCCGAUGCACUGAUCAACGAUUUGCCCGGUAUGGCCGAUGAAGUGAUGGAUUAUGACAAACAAUUUUGGAGUUAUACUACCGAAGCUCAGGUAGAUAUAGUUCAAAAUAAAAAUAUUGUUCAAAAGGCCGGUAAGAUAUUGGGAGGCGGUUCAACCGUUAACAAUAUGGUCUAUAUAAGAGGUAGUCGUGAGUACUAUAAUAAUUUAGGUAUUACCGGUUGGAGCUAUAAUGAUUUGCUGCCAUAUUUCAAGUUAAUUGAAAAUAAUACCAAUCCCAGUGCUGCAGCUGACAGUACUAAUGGACCGAUAGGUGUGUCAACUAUAAAUAAUAUUUCAUGGCUUAUGGAUAUACAACAAACGUUAAACAAUUCAGGCCUACCCAUUGUCAAUCUAAACGAUGAUACAGUUUACGGUAUUGCCGUAACACCGAAAAGUUAUCGGGACUGUCAACGCCAGAGUACUGUUCAAUCGUAUAUUGAAAGAAACGACAUGUGCCCUGAAUUGGAUAUACUAACCAAAGCACUGGCAGUCAAACUCCUUAUCAAUAGGACAUCAUUGGCUGGUAAACCAAAAGUAUAUGGUUUAGAGUUUAUUAAAGAUAACACAAAACAUACCGUCACUGUUGACAAAGAGGUCAUCCUAUCUGCAGGUGCUAUAGAGUCACCCAAACUACUGAUGCUGUCUGGUAUUGGUCCCAAACAGCAUUUAGACGAUGUAGGCGUAACACCCGUAUGGAGUGAUAUACCAGCAGUAGGACAGGGAUACCAAACACAUCCAUCAGUUACACUGGAUUUUGUUGGCAACUUUACACUAAAUAAAACCGUGGCAAACCUGGGAUCUAUAUUGACAAACGUUCAACAACUAUAUGAAGCUAAUAUACGACAUACCGGUGCUCUUUGUGAUGCACCGGCAGAGUUGACUAUUAUGUGGAACUCCAACUUAUCCGAAAACAAUACUAACUAUCCCGACAUUAAGUACCAGUUAACAGCAUCCGGAUCUCAACUGAAAAUUAAGAUCAGUGUUGUUCGCUGCAAAAGCACCGGUAGUAUCAAACUGCGAGCUACCGAUCCAAAGGUGCCGCCGAUAGUCAAUCAAAAUUUAUUGAAACACAAAGACGACAAACUAGCGUUUCUGGAUGCUAUUGCCAAUGCCUUUCGAUUAGUAGAAGAAACGCCAUUAUUUGGACAGUUUACCACUAUUAAACCUGUUCAGGCACCGGGAUGCGAGUAUUGUACUAAUAGUAGUAUACCAUUACAUAAGUGCAGCGAAUAUCACAAGUGUAUUAUGAAAAUGUAUACGACAUCAGAGUAUCAUUAUGUUGGCACAUGUCGUAUGAGUGCACAUAAUAAUAAUACCGGUACUGAAAAUAGUGUUGUAGAUGAGCGCCUCCGUGUAAGGGGUGUUCAUGGACUACGUAUUGUCGACCUAUCCAUAUAUCCAGAUAUUGUUAAUGCUGAUCCUAAUCCAGCGGCACUUGGUGAAUUUAUAUCGCUUAAUGGCAAUGAUUGGCUGGCAAUUAGUCAAAAUAAAUCAAUCAAAGUGAAAGCUAAAGUACCGGGAAGUAUACACUCAGAUCUGAGACGAGAGGGUAUACUUAAACAGGAUAUUUACAUACAAUAUAAUGAUAUUGAAUAUCAAUGGGUUUCGUUAGACAACUGGACUUAUGUGAAAACAUUUACGGUCGAUUCAAAUAUAUUAAAUAAAAAAACUGUUAACCUAUUGGCAAAAGGCAUUGAUACUGUUAGCAGUAUUUUUAUAAAUAAUAAACUAAUUGGCAAAACAAACAACCAAUAUGUUAGAUAUAAGUUUAAUGUCAAACAAGUCCUAAAAUUGGGAAAAAAUACUAUUCGUGUGGCUUUUCAAUCGGCUCCGGCAUAUGUUAAACAACAGUUCAAUGAUUUUCAACAAAAAUAUAAUUAUACCAUUCCUUCAGUUAACGAAAAUAAUUAUGCUUUCAUACGUAAAAUGGCCGCAUCUUUUGGUUGGGAUUAUGGCCCAUCAUUUCCAACUCAGGGUAUUUGGAAAGAUAUUGGUCUUGAAGUAUACGAUAUGGGAAUUAUCAGAGAUAUUGUUGUGAAGACUACCAGAUCUAUGUCUCGCUGGACAUUAAAUUUGAUAGUAUUUCUUGAGUUAACGACACCACCAACUGAUAGAGUAUUAAAUACAAAGUUUGAUAUUAGUUUAGAUGAAAAUGUUUUAAUUAGUAGAAGAAAGCAUUUAUUGAAAACCAAUAGCAAUGGAGAGUUAAGUGUUAGGUUUGAAAUCAAAAUACCCGACACUUUACCGAUAAUGUUGUGGUUUCCCAACGGUGUGGCAAAUAAUACACAAAAAUUAUAUGAAUUGAAAGUUAACGUAUCGUUUGUGGACAACAACAACAACUAUGAGUGGUCUUCAAUGACAAAGAAAAUAGGUUUUCGUACCAUUCGUUUGGUUCAAAAACCUGUUAAACCAAUGGGUUUGACAUUUUAUUUUGAAGUCAACGAUUUGGCCGUUUACGCAAAGGGGACCAAUUGGAUACCGGCUCACAAUCUUCUCGAUGUUGUUACCGACGAAUACGUCCGACACUUAUUGGUGUCGGCAAAGGAGGCCAACAUGAAUAUUAUGCGAGUUUGGGGCGGAGGUGUCUAUGAGACAGACUAUCUGUACGGGUUGGCCGACGAAUUGGGUCUUAUGAUUUGGCAGGACUUUAUGUUUACUCUUUCUCCAUAUCCGGCAAACCCGGAAUUUUUGGAAACAGUUGACCUGGAAGUACGUCAACAAGUGAGACGUAUUCAACAUCAUCCGUCAAUUGCAAUUUGGUCGGGAAACAAUGAGAUAGAAGCGCUCAGAUUAAUACUUUUUCCUAAUCAAACUCAUCUAAAGGAUGAUUAUUAUCGACUAUUUGUCAAACAUAUUAAACCUAUUGUCGAGAGUGAAGACCCGAGUCGACCGUUUGUCAUAUCGAGUCCAUCAAAUGGUUUACAAACCAUUAAAGAUAAUUAUACCGACACACAAACAAAUGAUAAUCGUUACGGUGAUAUACAUUUUUAUGACUAUACCAGUCCAUUGUGGGACUGGCAGGUCUAUCCAAGUGCUAAAUUUGUAUCGGAAUACGGUUUCCAAUCGUAUCCAUCAUUGGCAACAUUAUCUCAAGCUUUUUCUGUCAAUGACUUUACAUAUCCAUUAAGUAAAGCCGUUAAACGCCGUCAAAGAAAUAUAUAUUAUCUUAACUCAAUUGAGGAUAUGAUCAGCCGAUAUUUUAAGAUGCCUUCCAAUGGAACUGUCAAUCGUUUCAAUGAUUUUCUGUAUUUAUCGCAAAUAACUCAAGCAAUGGCUCUCAAAACUGAAACUGAAUUUUAUCGCCGAAAUCGCAAUAUUGAUACCGAAACUGGCAAUGGAUUUACUAUGGGUGCCAUGUAUUGGCAGCUAAACGACGUAUGGCAGGCGCCCACUUGGGCUUCAAUUGAAAAUACAGGCAAAUGGAAAGUAUUGCAUUCAUAUGCCAAACAAUUUUUUGAUAAUUUAUUGGUUGUUCCCUAUGAAGACAAUAAUAAACUCAAAAUUGCGUUAGUUAAUGACUAUUAUCAAAAAAUCGAUUUUAAUUUGAAAAUUAAAGUCUAUAAGUGGUCACAAAAUAAGCCAAUCUAUGAAUUAUACAAAUUAGUCAAAAGUGACAGUUUUUCGGCAAAAAUUGUUUACAUUAAACCUAUUAGCGAUUUGUUAACUGAAUCUAAAUGUAUGGAUAGAAAUGAUUGUUUACUUAGUAUUGAAAUCAAUAAUUUAAGUUAUAAACUACAGACAAAUAACUUUAUGUUAUUAGCGGAACCGAAAAAUUCAAAUUUAAUUAAACCUAAUAUUAAAGUAAGUGAUGUCAAGAAAGGUUUAAAUGAUAAAACAUUUAUAAUAAGUUUGUCGUCGGAAACAAUUGCACCGUUUGUUUUGUUAGACUUUAAACUAUUUAAAAAUAAUACACAAAUUAGCGGACAAUUCAUGCAAAACGGAUUUUUCAUAUUUGACGGACAAAAAUCAAUUAUUUUUAAAUCAAAUCAAAACAUUAGUGAACAUGAAAUUAAAGACCAACUUAUUGUUAAAACAGUUACAGAUGUUAUCUAA